Messenger RNA from Syngnathoides biaculeatus (alligator pipefish), 851 nucleotides. RefSeq names its product splicing factor 3b, subunit 6 (gene sf3b6). Gene Ontology annotation, molecular function: mRNA binding. Bases 132 to 509 code for a protein of 125 amino acids. Lineage: Eukaryota; Metazoa; Chordata; Actinopteri; Syngnathiformes; Syngnathidae. The transcript has 4 exons. The record is from RefSeq and is a predicted model, not a curated record. Gene Ontology annotation, cellular component: nucleus; cytoplasm; ribonucleoprotein complex.
CCCAAUAUGAUACCGGAUGUUUUGCGUCACCAACACGGACGUUGCCAUCUUGACAUAGUAGGCACGAGUGUCGCUAUUCCUUGUCUUACUACUCCGAGUUUCUCCCUUAAAGAGAAAAAUACUUUUUCAUCAUGGCUAUGCAAGCAGCAAAACGUGCUAACAUACGACUCCCUCCAGAGGUCAACAGAAUCCUUUACAUCAGGAACCUUCCCUACAAGAUUACAGCGGAGGAAAUGUAUGAUAUCUUUGGAAAGUACGGACCAAUACGUCAAAUCAGAACAGGAAACACACCUGAAACAAGAGGAACAGCCUAUGUGGUUUAUGAGGAUAUUUUUGAUGCUAAAAACGCUUGUGAUCACUUGUCAGGCUUCAACGUUUGCAACCGCUACCUGGUGGUUCUCUAUUACAACGCAAACAGGGCAUUCCAGAAAAUGGACACAAAAAAGAAAGAGGAACAAUUAAAGCUCCUAAAAGAGAAAUAUGGCAUCAACACAGAUCCCCCAAAGUAGCAUUCAACAAACAUCUUUAAUCUUUUUGUUUUAGUCUCAAGAUUUUUUUUUCCAUUUGUACCAGUCAAGUACUUCCGCAGUUCAUCAUCAAAGACAUCUUUUUAAAUGUUUUGUGUUAAAUAUGAGAUUUUUUUUUUAUUAAAUAUGUGCACAAUUUUUCAAAUUAAAGUCCAGGAAUGGUAUUUUGCUUAAUUAAUUCAUUCAUUUCUUUUUUUGGGUGGGAGGGGGCUGCAAUACUACCAUUUGACCUUAUUGUUUCUUCUACUUUUUCCAAGUCUUUGACCUUAAAAAAACGCUUGAUUGGAAUUUUUUUGUCUGUAAAAUACAUUUUCUUUCUCUGAA